AUGAAUUUAGUUUUUAUCAGACAAGCUGGGACUCUGCUGUUUAUUUGCAUGAUUUUAAUUCUUCUGCAUGGCUCCAGAGGCGAAAUACCUUCUAAACCAAUUGCAGCCACUAUUUUGCCAUCGUUUAAGCCUAAUGAUGGAGUCCAGACUUAUCCAGAGGACCAGAAAAAUAAUUUACCCGUGUUUACAAUGAAUUAUCCAAGAAUCCAGAUUCCCUUUGAAAUUACUCUUUGGGUGCUGCUGGCUUCUUUUGCAAAAAUUGGUUUUCAUGUUUACCACAAGAUCACCAUCUGGGUGCCUGAGUCGUGCCUUCUCAUCAGCAUCGGCCUGAUAGUGGGCGCUAUCAUGCACUCUGUUCACGAGGAACCCCCCGCUGUGCUCACCAGUAAUGUCUUCUUCCUCUACAUGCUGCCCCUAAUUGUCCUGGAGUCAGGCUACUUCAUGCCCACCAGGCCUUUCUUUGAGAACGUUGGGACGGUGUUGUGGUUCGCCGUGGUGGGGACACUGUGGAACAGCAUUGGCAUUGGCAUCUCUCUGUUCGCCAUAUGCCAGAUUCCGGCCUUUGGCGUGCAAGACAUCAACCUCCAGGAGAACCUGCUGUUCUCCGCCAUCAUCUCGGCCGUGGACCCCGUGGCUGUGCUGAACGUGUUUGAGGACGUGUCUGUGAACGAGCAGCUCUACAUCGUAGUGUUCGGAGAGUGCCUCUUCAAUGAUGCUGUCACUGUGGUGUUGUACAACAUGUUCAGCUUUGUUGCGGAAAUGCCGGUGGUGGAGCCGGUGGAUGUGUUCAUUGGAGUGGCGAGGUUCUUCAUUGUGGGGCUCGGUGGGAUGGCAUUUGGCAUCCUGUUUGGCUUUGUGGCAGCCUUCACCACAAGAUUCACCUCCAAGGUCCGAGAAAUCGAGCCACUCUUCGUAUUCAUGUACAGCUACCUGGCCUAUCUGGUGGCAGAGCUGUUUGCCAUCUCAUCCAUCAUGGCCAUUAUAACCUGUGCCCUCACCAUGAAGUACUAUGUCGAGGAAAACGUUUCCCAGCGUUCCUGCACGACCAUCAGACACGUGAUUAAGAUGCUUGCCUCUAUCUCGGAGACGCUCAUCUUCUUCUUCUUAGGGGUCGUCACCAUCACAACUGACCAUGAGUGGAACUGGGGCUACAUCCUCUUCACGCUGCUGUUUGCUUUUGUAUGGAGAGGUCUGGGUAUCUUGGUGUUGACUCAGAUCAUUAACCCUUUCCGCACCAUCCCAUUCAACAUGAAAGAUCAGUUUGGUCUCGCGUAUGGAGGUCUGCGAGGGGCAGUUUCUUUCGCCCUUGCCUUCACGCUUCCUGAUACCAUUGGCCGCAAACAGCUCUUUGUCACUGCCACCAUUGCAGUUAUCCUCUUCACCGUCUUUCUUCAGGGCAUCAGUAUCCGACCUCUGAUUGAGUUCAUCAAUGUCCGAAGAACAAACCGCAACCUUGACACCAUUAAUGUAGAGAUUCACUGCAGGCUCAUGGAGCAUACAAUGGCAGGCAUAGAGGAUCUCUGUGGGCAGUGGAGCCGCUUCUACUGGAAGGACAAGUUUAUGAAGUUUAACAACAGAAUCCUGCGUAAGAUCCUCAUCCGAGACAGCAGGGCAGAGUCCAGUAUUGUGGCGCUCUAUAAGAAGCUAGAGCUGCAGAAUGCCAUGGAAAUCCUGGACACAGCGUCCGGAGACAUCAGCGCUGCUCCUUCCAUCAUCUCCCUCUCCGAGGAAAAGAAAAGCUCUUCUAAACUCCAGAAAAAGUACCUGGCUGCUGACCUGAGGAACAUCCACGACAUCCUGUCCAAGAACAUGUACAAGAUCAGGGAGCGGACGGUGGCAUAUAGAGGAAAGCAUGCUCUGCCCAAUGACAGCCAGACCAGAGAGAUACUGAUCAGGCGCCAUGCCACCAUUCGACGAAGCCUCCGACCUCGUAGUUUUCAGUCAUCGAAUGUGCCCAGGACACACAAGUAUUUCUCGCUUCCUGCUGGAAAGAGUCUGGAGUCAAGAUUUGAUGCUGCGAGGUGGCACUACACAGAUGAUCAUGAGACCCUGUCAGAAGUUGCCUACCCAUCUCAACGCUCCCGGUUUGGCAAGCCCGCACGCUCCUCCUCCAAAGCCAUGAUGCCUCUGCACAGGCUGGGCACUCUGGAAGAAGUACCAUCUACUGAUGCUCUGAAUGAAGAGAGCAGCAGUACGGGGCAGGGUGUGUUCAGGACAAACUCCUCCUACAGUGAUUCCCGCGUGCCUCGUCCUCGCCGCUUAAAUUCCUCAUUUGAUGAUAACAACAGUUCAGUGGAUGACUUAAGAAAUGUUCACGAAGAAGACGGCGCAGAGCAAGUUGGGCAGUGUCAGCCUUCGUCUCCAGCGCCAGGCUGGGCGGCUGAGCCCAGAGAGACCACGGCUCGAAACCCUCUGCUCAGGCGGCCUCAGUGGAACCCCAAGAAGAAAUAA
Molecule: messenger RNA, 2451 nt
Organism: Pelmatolapia mariae (spotted tilapia)
Lineage: Eukaryota; Metazoa; Chordata; Actinopteri; Cichliformes; Cichlidae
Gene: slc9a2
Product: solute carrier family 9 member 2
Exons: 13
Coding region: 1-2451 (816 amino acids)
Biological process (GO): potassium ion transmembrane transport; proton transmembrane transport; sodium ion import across plasma membrane
Cellular component (GO): plasma membrane
Molecular function (GO): potassium:proton antiporter activity; sodium:proton antiporter activity
Source: RefSeq, a predicted model, not a curated record